AUGGCGUUGGCAGCAGCAUCGUUCCGCCAUUUUGAUGCGGAGGAGGAGGAAUGGGAAUUAUACAAGGAGCAGCUAGAACAAUACUUCGUGAGCAACAGUAUUCAGGAGGCGACGAAAAAGGCAGUGCUAAUCAAUCAUCUUUCAUCGAAAACCUACAAGUUACUCAGGGACCUAUGCACACCAACACAACCGAAAGAUAAAACGUAUGUGGAAUUGUGUACGCUGUUAUCCACACAUUUCACGCCACCAGUGAUCGUGCAUAAGGAAAGGAGAAUAUUUUCCCGUGCUCAGAGGAAUCAAGAUGGACCAGAAACAGUUAAUGAGUGGAUUGCACGGAUUAAGAAUCUAGCCGCCAACUGCAGGUUCGGUAAUUACUUGCCGCAAGCCUUGGUGAACAAGUUUGUCGAUGGUCUGGACGGCAAAGCAUUCGACAGAAUCUGCGAGGAGGACGACACAUUGACGUUGGAAAAAGCACAGGAAAUAGCCUUGAAGUACGAGAUCGACAACACAGUGGCAUUGGGACACCAUUACGUGAAGGGAAGCAGCAACGACACACCGAGAGGAAAAGUCAAAACCGACAGGCAGCGAGGAACGGCUCGAAAGGACGACUACAGAUGCUUUGUUUGCAACAAGACGGGCCAUAUGAAAAGGGAAUGCAAGUUCAAGGACUAUACAUGCCGCGGUUGUGGCGUUAAAGGGCAUCUUCAAGCAGCGUGCGAUGUUCAGCGAACCCACUACGUGAGGGACACGUCGGCACAGGCGACCAUUACCCAGGAAAAUGGUGGCGAUCGGGUGGAGUUGCAGCAAAAUUAUCUUAGUAAGUCGGAAAUUGAUUUUUGUAACGUGGGCAGUUUACACGGUAUUGAGAAACCAAUUGUGUUAGAGGUAGAAGUAGGAAGGGAUCGUUACUCGAUGGAGUUGGACAGUGGGGCUGCUAUAUCUGUAGUAUCGCGGGACAUGUACGAAAAGAAGCUUUCGGCGUGGAAGCUAAGAAAGACGUCGGUGAGAUUGAUGGGCUACAGUGGACAACCGCUGGAUGUACACGGACAGGUAAAAAUCGAAUUGGAGGGAGACGCUAAUCCGGUUUUCAAGAAGCCUAGGCAAGUGCCGUUCAAGUUUCAAGAGCAAGUGAUUCGCGAGUUGGAUAAGAUGGAGGCCGAGGGCAUCAUAACGAAAUGUGACAGCUCACAGUGGGGGACUCCUUUGGUUCCAGUCAUCAAGUCGGACGGGACGGUGAGGCUUUGUGGAGAUUACAAAGUAACCGUUAACAAGAAUGUUAAGGACGUGAAGCAUCCGCUUCCGUCGGCAGAGGAGAUAUUUUCAAAAUUGAACGGCGGUCAAAAAUUUUCUAAAUUGGAUUUGUCCAGAUGCUACAACCAGUUCGAGCUGGAUGAGGAGUCUAAGGGGCUGUGUGCUAUAUCAACGAUGAAGGGAGUGUUUUUGAUGAACCGUUUACCGUUUGGCAUAAAACCAGCAAGUGGUAUUGUACAGAGGGAGCUUGAGAAACUACUAUGUGGUAUACCUGGCGUACAAAACUUUUUGGAUGACGUCAUGGUAACAGGUAGCUCAGAUGAGGAACAUUUGGAGAGGUUGCGAAAAGUUUUUGAGGUGUUACAAAAUGCGGGAUUCAAACUGAACAAGGCCAAGUGCGAGUUCUUCAAAAGUGAAGUGACAUUCUUGGGAUAUGUGGUAGAUAAGGACGGACUGCGGAAGACAGACGAACGUAUUCCUACGAUUGCGGCAAGCAGGAUGCAGCGGUGGGCACAUUUCCUGUCCGGUUUCAGCUAUAGUAUUGAGCAUGUAGGAUCCCAGCAGAACAUUGCAGAUUUUGCUUCGCGGUUUCCAACUGAAUCGUGGACUCUGUGGAAAGAGGGAGAUUCGUAUUUGAACUUUAUUAACCAACCAGAUUGUGAACUAGUGGAUCAGGGCGUACUUGUAAAGGAGAUAUCAAAUGAUGAACAAUUGGGUGUGGUUCUGCAAGUACUGAAGGGCGAACUUCCUCUGUCAGCGUUGCGAGAUAACCCAUAUCGAAGAUUCGUUGAUGAGUUGUCUUUGGAGAGUGGGACCGUGAUGCGAGGGCACAGAGUCGUGGUUCCUUUGAUUUUGCGCAAGAAGAUUUUGGAGCAGCUUCAUAAGUCACAUUUGGGUAUUGUGAAGUCGAAAAGCGUUGCCAGAUCCAGUGUAUGGUGGCCGGAGUUAGAUCGUGAUCUGGAGGAAUUCAUUAAAGAUUGUCCUGCGUGUUUGAUACAGAGCCAUUCUCCUGCAAAAGCAAAACUGAUUCCGUGGGAACCACCAGUACGUGUAUGGAGCCGCUUACACAUUGAUUUUGCCGGACCAGUGAAGGGCAUGAGUUAUUUGAUCAUAGUGGACGCUCUUUCCAAGUGGGUAGAGGUUUUUCCGACAAAGUGUUGCACGUCGGAAUUCGUACUAGACAAAUUGGUAGAAUGCAUUUCGAGGUUUGGAUUGUUCGAUGAAUUGGUAAGUGAUAACGGGACCCAGUUUGUUGCAAGUAACGUGCAAGCGUUUUUAAAAGCGAAUGGAAUUAGACAUAGAUUGACAAGUCCGGGACAUCCUGCCACUAACGGAGAAGCAGAAAACAUGGUGAAAACGUUCAAGAACUCCCUGUUGAAGUGUCUGAAAGACACUCAGAAAAGCGUGAGGAGUAUUGUUGCUAAUUUCUUGAUCGGUUAUCGGAAGUCGAUCCACUGCACAACUCGUAUGUCACCGUCGCAGAUGAUGCUGGGAAGAGAUCUCAAGACGAGUUUGGAUCUAAUGCAGUCACGUGCAGCGGAGAGCAGUAAGCAGGAAGGCGUGGCCAAGGGCAACAUUUUGAGGAAGCAACAAGUACAGAUUAGAUGUUAUCGGGGAACGCGUGAUGUAAGAUUCAAGGUUGGAGACCCCGUUAUUGUACGAGACUACACUGACCCAAACAAGGCAUCUUGGACAUCUGCAGUAAUUGUCGAAGUAGAAGGUCCACGCAAUUACUAUGUUCGGCUGUCUAAGUCGGGCAGAAUCAUCAAACGACAUCUCAACCAAAUUAAAAGCGAUACUAGGAGAGCUACACAACAAGAUGAUCCUCAAGCACUUCCAGCAGCUGUCAAGAGAGAUUACGGACCUGUAAAGCGUUCGAAUACAGCUUGGCCUCAUCGUGAAGAUAGAGUUAGGGCUCAUCAGGAGUUUGAAUCAGUACCGGAGAUAGCGGAACCGUCUCCGUCUGCUAUAGCCGUUGAAGCUGAGAUGGGAAAUCCGAGUGAGCAAUCAUUAAGUGGCGGGAACAUGGUGAUUCCAAACACUGGCGAGGUAGAGAGGGAGUUAGAUCCUGAGGAGGGAGAGGAUUUAGGAUUGGAACCUAAUCAGGUAGAAGGCAAUCGGGAAUCAAUUGAGGUGCCGGUAAAUUCGGAGUCGAAUUGUUCUUACUGA
Messenger RNA from Aedes albopictus (Asian tiger mosquito), 3420 nucleotides. RefSeq lists its product as uncharacterized. Gene Ontology annotation, biological process: proteolysis; DNA integration. Gene Ontology annotation, molecular function: aspartic-type endopeptidase activity; nucleic acid binding; zinc ion binding. The transcript is spliced from 4 exons. Lineage: Eukaryota; Metazoa; Arthropoda; Insecta; Diptera; Culicidae. The record is from RefSeq and is a predicted model, not a curated record. The coding region runs from base 1 to 3420 and encodes 1139 amino acids.